GGCGCUGCGUCUCCCAACUCUUCCUUUUUAAAAGACCGCUUCAUCGCUCUCUCCUUCACUUGCCAUUCUUUUCCCUCAUUCCUCCUUCCUCUGUUUCUACUCCCCAACGCCUCACUGCUCCCAAUCUCAUCUCUUUUCUUCCUUCUUCCUUUCUCAAGAUGGGAUCUCAACAGAAUGAUGGCACGAGCUACCAGCCUUCGGAGCCCAAGCCGUGCGCCAACAACUGUGGAUUCUUUGGUACCGCCGGCACCAUGAACCUCUGCUCUAAAUGUUACAGAGACUUCCAAAUCAAAGAGCAGCAAGCCGCUUCCGCUAAAGCCGUCAUGGAGAAAUCACUCAACCCUAGAUCCGCUCACUCGUCUGAUAAGGCGCUGAAAUCGGACCCUUCAGCGCAAUUCCUUUUUGGAACUCCUUCGGAAGCAUCGUCUUCGUCGCCCGUGGUUCUCGGUGGCGAUCAAGGGCAGCCGAAGGCGGCGAACCGUUGUAGCAGUUGUGACAAGAAGGUUGGGUUGGGUGGAUUCACGUGCAAGUGUGGGAGCACUUUCUGCGGGACGCAUCGUUAUCCGGAGAAGCACGAGUGUACAUAUGACUUCAAGAUUUCUGGCCGUGAUGCGAUUGCCAAGGCUAAUCCAGUGGUAAAAGCCCCCAAACUAAACAAGAUUUAGAAUUUGCCUCCGUCCUGCAACUUGUGUUUUACUUGAUUAGCGCAUUGGAAAACGGUUUGGUUUAUUUCUCUUUCAUUGGCUCUUCUUAGCUACUAGCAGUUUGGUAGAAUUAGAUUGGACGGUCCAAUAAUAAAUCUGAUGCGCCUGCAUAAUUAUAGUCACUGAAUAUUUGAAGUGGUUACCUACUUGUGCUUUCAUCA
Messenger RNA from Prosopis cineraria, 865 nucleotides. Its product is annotated as zinc finger A20 and AN1 domain-containing stress-associated protein 1-like. The transcript has 2 exons. Lineage: Eukaryota; Viridiplantae; Streptophyta; Magnoliopsida; Fabales; Fabaceae. Gene Ontology annotation, biological process: proteasome-mediated ubiquitin-dependent protein catabolic process. Gene Ontology annotation, molecular function: DNA binding; zinc ion binding. Bases 159 to 665 code for a protein of 168 amino acids. The record is from RefSeq and is a predicted model, not a curated record.